Pocillopora damicornis (cauliflower coral) is the source of this 1683-nucleotide messenger RNA. Its product is annotated as solute carrier family 33 member 2. Gene Ontology annotation, molecular function: transmembrane transporter activity. Gene Ontology annotation, cellular component: membrane. Gene Ontology annotation, biological process: transmembrane transport. NCBI's taxonomy places the organism in Eukaryota, Metazoa, Cnidaria, Anthozoa, Scleractinia, Pocilloporidae. The record is from RefSeq and is a predicted model, not a curated record.
UGGAGCCGCUCCAUCUAUUAAGAUGGCGUGGCUACUAAAGAAUUUGUUGUUUUUCAAGAUGGCGAGCUCUGAUGUUCUGUUGUUUCUUUUAUAUUUCGGUCAAGGAUUGCCUUAUGGCUUUCAAGUCAAACUUCUUCCAUUAUUUCUGAGGAAACAUAAGUUUUCAUUGUCAAAGGUAGGCCUUAGCCGCCUAUUAAGUUUACCAUGGAUUUUCAAAUUCACAAUAGCACCUUUGAUUGAUAAGUUAUGGUCUUUUAACUCUUGGAUUACUUUGGGCUCGUUAAUUAUGGCCGUAAUUUGCUUUGCAUCAGCCUGGGUGGGAGAACACAAUACUCUUUUGGUUCUGUUCUGGGUGUUGUGGAUGAACAUAACAUCUGCUGUACAGGAUGUUGCAGUGGAUGCCUAUGCAAUUUGCCUGCUAGAACCUGAAGAUCUUGGAAAGGCGAGCACACUACAAGUGGUUGGUUACAAACUGGGUGCAUUAUUUGGAGGAGGUAUUCUUUCUUGGCUCAGUGUAUACUACAGCUGGAAAUGGUUGUUCACCCUCUGGGGCUCUUUUUACAUUGUCAUGUUAAUCAUCUCAGUAAUAAACAUUAACAGUGAAACACGUUCAACAUAUGAAAUAGCAAAGGGAGUAUCAUUGAAAAACCAGGAAAUUAAAGGAAAUCAGUUACGUUCAUCUAUGUCAGUCUCCAAUGAUAAUACAAGUGGCAAGCUUAGUCCUUUAAAGAUCAUUAGAACUACUAUUAGGACUGUUGACUUCUCAUGGCUGAUGUUCUAUGUUGCAACAUACAAAUUAGGCGAACAAGGUGUUGUUAGCAUGCUGCCUUUGUAUCUGAUUGAUCAAAGAAUUCCCCAAGAACAAGUGGGGGUAAUAUUUGGAAUAUUUGGUCAACUGUUCUCAAUCAGUGGUUCAACCAUAGGAGGCUGGAUUGUUAGUCUGCAGUAUGGACACAGGUCAUGGGUGAUUAAAGUACUCCUAUGGACUUCGUAUGCAAGACUAGUACCACUUCUCUCACUUUGGUUGCUGUCCUUAACACAAUUCACAAAAUCUGCAAUUGCAAUCAUUGAAUGUUUCAUACAACUAAGUGGGGGAAUAAUCACAACUGCAACAUUCACACUCAUGAUGUUAAGUUCACAAAAUUCUUUACCUGGUGCUAAAGCAACACACUGUGCUGUUCUUGCCACAUCAGAAGUGUUGGGUAAAUUGCUGAUGAUUUCCUUAUCUGGGAUACUAGUAGAUAUUAUUGGUUACCAGUAUUUCUUUGGAUUGUGCUUUCUACUGGCAUUGUCAUUUCUUCCUGUUUUAAAACAUGGCCUGGUAUCUCAGAGGGAGAAAUCUUCCUAAAGAAAAUCAAAACCUUUCUGGUAAAUUUUGGUUCUUUACCUUCAAAGAUCACAGUCAAACAUUUCUUACCAAAAUAACAUUUAUCACAUAGAUUUUAAUAAUAUUAUGCAAGCUGGAGAAAGAUGUUUUUUGUCUUUUCACAAGCAAGGACAAAGAAAAAAUUCUGAGUCUCCAUGGGGAAUCAAACCUCAGACCUAUGAAUUCUGCUGCACUAUGAUGCUCCACCACACAGCCACAAAGACUCUAUGGUGAGCAAGGCUCAUUACGAAGUUCAUGUACAACAUGGGUCAUGUAAGCUAUAUAAUUUGCAUGUAAUAAAAUGCAAUCAUAAAAAA